Molecule: messenger RNA, 1549 nt
Organism: Varroa destructor (honeybee mite)
Lineage: Eukaryota; Metazoa; Arthropoda; Arachnida; Mesostigmata; Varroidae
Product: 3-hydroxyanthranilate 3,4-dioxygenase-like
Biological process (GO): quinolinate metabolic process; 'de novo' NAD+ biosynthetic process from L-tryptophan
Cellular component (GO): cytoplasm
Molecular function (GO): 3-hydroxyanthranilate 3,4-dioxygenase activity; iron ion binding
Source: RefSeq, a predicted model, not a curated record
UCUAUUGCUACUCCUGCUGCCGGCACGGCGUUUCACAUCAGUGUCUUGUUUAUGGAGAUUUCAGCACGGACGAUCGCGCGUCUUCGUUUUUUUGCAAUUUUUUACCACCCAGCCAAUACUGCUAUCGCGACGUUUUCAAAUUAUUGCCGCCUCUCAACGUCCCUAAUUUUUCGUUACGUUUCUUUCGUAUUUAGUUAAUUUGCAUUCUAGUCCUUUCCGAUAAUGUUCCGACGAAUAGCGGACAGAGUCACCCUUUGAUUCGGGUUAGCAUCUUUCCAUGCAUUCUGCCUCUUUCCGUUUUUCCGUCCAGAUUUCUAUAGCUAUGAGAUGAUACACCGUCGACAAAUUAUCACUACGUAAGGCCAAAGGCCCACACUGACACACAUAGCCAAUCAGGAGUGUAUUUUCUGUACAUAAGAAUUCAGAAGACGUGUACUGUGUUGCCGUGAACUAAGAUACUGUAGUUACUGUGCCUCGUCUAACUUUGGAAUAAAUUGUAAAAUGCAAACAUGGCGGUCCACCAGCGACCCAAUGGUUACGACCUGCCUAAAUGUCUGAGCAGAUAUGCCACUGCCGGCGGUGCUGGUCAAAUUCAAUGUAAUAGGAGAGGAACUGUUUUACCAAUUAAAGGGAGACAUGAUACUCAAGGUUCGCGAACAAAACCGUUUUAAGGACAUACACAUUCGCGAGGGUGAGAUAUUUCUUUUGCCAGGAAAGAUACCCCACUCUCCGCAAAGGUUUAGCGACACAAUUGGGCUGGUUAUUGAGAGAAGAAGACUCAAGGACGUCGAAUAUGACUGCCUAAGGUACUACGUAAAACCAGGUGAAGACCCAGAGGUCCUUUUUGAGAGGUGGUUCCACGUAACGGCUCUGGGCACCCAGCUCGUUUCUGUCAUCAAUGAGUUCAUGGAAUCGGAGGAACGAAAAACCGGAAUACCCGGUCGGAAGUCUCGUCUUUGUGAACCCUACUUUGAGGACGACACCUCAUUUCAGCUCGAUACGCCAAAAAGCAUCGCGAAGUUCAUUUCGGAUAAUGCACGUAUAUUGGGGGCACCUGGAGGCAACGUACUGGUCUAUCCAACGUCGAAAUAUAAAUUCCAUGUCGAAGUUCUCGGCGACGGCAGCCAUUGCAGAGAAGCGCCCAAAAACGGGGAAGCGUUCCUCUACCAACUGUCAGGGAAUGGAUUAUGCGAACACUCCAUAGGCGAGAACAUGAUGUCCCAACAAAGCACUCUGCUCUUACAAGCGGCAUCGUUCUGCAAAAUCACUAAUGAACCUUGUGCCAGAACCCUGUUUGUCCUUGUUAAUAUGCCUGAAACUGUGUUAUUUCCGGCUUAAUACGAGAUCUUCGCAUGAGAUAACAUGUAAGGUAUAUUCUUCGACAGCAAGAUAAUGGCAGCAAGAUAGAAUUCUAGUUUACCGUCUGAUUCUAACAGAUGAAUGUGCCCAAAUAGCAAGAGAAAAUUCUGCGAAGGGAACAUUGUCUUAUUUACGCUUGAGCAAGUGAAAUAAAAUUGAAAAAAAUUGUGCCAUGAUCUUAAUGCACCGA